Adineta steineri is the source of this 1356-nucleotide messenger RNA. NCBI's taxonomy places the organism in Eukaryota, Metazoa, Rotifera, Eurotatoria, Adinetida, Adinetidae. The record is from the annotation of a GenBank genome assembly.
AUGGGUAAGUUUAAGAAUAUCUCAAAGACUGAAAAAGAUAAACGUAUGAAAUAUCAUCAAGAUAUGGCACGAUGUAUCUUCCGUAUAUUUAAAACAACUAAAGCUGAUGAAGGUGAAUAUACAUGUCAAAUUGAUGAUGAACGUGGUAUUAAAACCACUGGUUCACUUUAUAUCGAAGAUUUAGCUGCACUUCAAAUUGAAAAAGGAUUAAAAGAUAUUGAUGCACUGGAAGAAGAAGAUUUUACACUUGAAGUUACAUUAUCUAAAUCUGAUUCACGAGGAAAAUGGGUAAAAGAUGGAAAAGUUCUUUCUAAAAAACAAUCAAGUAUUGAUGCAACACGUUUUGGUAAAUUUAUUACAAUUAAAACCGGACGACUACUUAAUCUUGAAAUUCUUUAUGAUGCUUAUCCAGCACCAACAAUAGUUUGGAUGAAAGAUGGUUUAUCAUGUCAAACAUCAAUCGAUGCAAAACGAUGUAAAUUAAAUAUUGAAAAAUCAAAACGAGGUGAUAUAGGCAAAUAUGAAUUAAUAUCAAAAAAUGCUAAAGGAGAAGUUAAAAUUCCUACUGAUGUUACUGUUCUUGCUCGUCCUGAUAAACCUGAAGGGCCAAUGAAAUUAACUGGUAUUACUAAAGAAACUGUUGUUGUUUCAUGGAAACCUUCAUUGGCUAAUGGUGUUUCAGGUACUGAAUAUACUGUUUCUGUUCUCGUUGAUGGCAAAGAAUAUGAACUUCGUGUUGUUGCCGUUAAUAAACCUAGUCCAGGAGAAUAUGCUAAAACUGAAGGACCAAUUCAAGCUCGUCCACCUGAUGUUACUCCACAUGCUGUUGGUUUCAGUGCAUUUAGUCCAAAAGAAAUCAUUGUUCGUGCUGGUGAAGAUCUUAAAAUUACUGUACCAUUUGUUGGUUCACCUGCACCACAAGUUACAUUUGCUAAAAAUGGCGAUGAAAUUAAACCUGAUGGAAAUAAUCAAGUAACUGUGAAAGAUGGUAUUGCUGAACUUAUUGUACCAAAAGUAAAAGCUGGUGAUACUGAUUUAUAUUCAUGUACUUUAAAAAAUCAUCUUGGACAAGAAACUGUUCAAAUGAAAGUUAUUGUUGUUGAUAAACCAGAUACACCCGAAGGACCAUUAAAUAUUUCCGAUGUAAAACCUGACAUAUGUUUAUCGACAUGGAAACCACCAAAAACUGAUGGUGGUUCACCAAUUACUAAUUAUAUCAUUGAAAAAUUUGAUACGAAAAAAGGUGAAUGGCAAAAAGUAUCAAGUUUUUGUCGUUCACCAUUUUAUGAAGUAACUGGACUUACUGAAGGUUCAGAAUAUAAAUUUCGUGUUUCGGCUGAAAAUCUUUAUGGAUAA